Cajanus cajan (pigeon pea) is the source of this 477-nucleotide messenger RNA. Its product is annotated as ripening-related protein grip22. NCBI's taxonomy places the organism in Eukaryota, Viridiplantae, Streptophyta, Magnoliopsida, Fabales, Fabaceae. The record is from RefSeq and is a predicted model, not a curated record.
AUGGCAAACACUGGUGUGUUAAUGAUUUUGUUUUUCCUAUUGAAUGUCAUAAUCCAUGUUCCACAUCUCACUGAAGCAUCGUGCAAAUCCAAUGGUCGUCAUUCUCCCGCAUACAAUCCCAGAGGAACGCACGCCAUUCUGACUCUCAACAACUUUGGUCGCGGCGGCGACGGAGGAGGUGCCUCCGCAUGCGACGGAAGGUUCCAUCCCCUACCACAAAGAGUGGUGGCGCUUUCAACCGGAUGGUUCAGCAACGGCGCAAGGUGCGGGAGAAAGAUCAAAAUCAAAGCUAGAAAUGGAAGGAGCACGGUGGCUGAGGUGGUAGACGAGUGUGACUCCGUGCAUGGCUGUGACAAGUCACAUAAGCAUGGUCAAACAUGUAAGACCAACAUUGUUGAUGCGUCCCAAACUGUGUGGAAGGACUUAGGACUCGACAUCGAUGAUGGUGAAGUACCCAUCACUUGGACUAUUCUUUGA